Polyodon spathula (Mississippi paddlefish) is the source of this 7055-nucleotide messenger RNA. RefSeq names its product inositol polyphosphate-5-phosphatase D (gene inpp5d). The record is from RefSeq and is a predicted model, not a curated record. The transcript is spliced from 27 exons. Gene Ontology annotation, biological process: phosphatidylinositol dephosphorylation. Lineage: Eukaryota; Metazoa; Chordata; Actinopteri; Acipenseriformes; Polyodontidae. Gene Ontology annotation, molecular function: phosphatase activity. Bases 124 to 3591 code for a protein of 1155 amino acids.
GAGAGGCACAGAGCACAAGAUGAACUUCACUAGCUAGCUAGUCUAGUUUUGUCAAGAGUGUGCCUAUGUUUCUUUAGUUUAAAAAAAAGAAAACAACAACAAAUAAUAAAAUAAAGUACCAGAAUGGCAACAUUUCAGCCCUGGUACCAUGGCAAUAUUACCCGCUCCAAAGCUGAAGACCUGCUUUCCAAAGCAGCCAUGGAUGGGAGCUUUCUGCUGAGGGGUAGUGAAUCUAUUCCGGGAGCGUACGCCCUCUGUGUGCUUUUCCAGAACUGCGUCUACACCUACAGAAUUCUUCCCAAUGAAGAACACAAGCUCUCUGUUCAGGCUUCGGAGGGAGUGCCGAUUCGGUUCUUCUCAGUCAUUGGUGAUCUGGUGGAGUAUUACUCCAAAGAGAAUAUGGGACUAGUGACAAACCUGCAGUUUCCAGUGCCGAGUGAGGAGGAGCGGGCAGAAGAACCAGAGGAUGAGCCAGAGCCAAUAAACGUCCCUCCUCAACUCCCACCUCGGAACUUUACCACGGCUAUUUCAGUCAGUGAAGGGAGAGAGGCUUCUAGUGAAGCUGCGAAAAGCACAGAAAUUGUGCGAUCAUCCCUUUCGGACACUUUCCUGCAGAGACUACAGAGCUUUGACACCAGCAACCUAUCAGAGGAGCAUCUGAAGUCCAUCCAGGAAUACUUCCGGAUUAACAUUAACACUGACGCCGAGCAAGUACUGAGUGGCAACUUUAACCUGCCACAGCUGAAAAAAAUGGUCAUGGGGCUCUGCAAGAACUUGAACAGUGAGAUUGGCCGCACGAUGCCCACACUGGAGUGCCUCCAGAAAGUGAUGGAUCAGCAGCUCUCUCCUGGGGGAGGACGAGCUAAAAACCAGAUUUCUACUGAUGCAAAUCUGGGUUGCAUCUGUUCCAAGGUGGGGGAGCUGCACAGCUUGCUUCAGGCUAUAGAAGAAAAGACGAGGAGUGCUGUGUUUGAGUCUGUUGGCUAUGAUGGAGGCCAUCGAAAUUCAGUGAUUCCUCCAGUCACCUUCGAGGUGAAAGUGGAUUCACUGGGGCUUACAGGAAAAUUACAGCUGAAGGUUGACGUGGAGACUGGGAAAGUCAUUGUCAAAAAAUCCAAAGAUGGACCAGAGGACAAAUUCUACACACACAAUAAAAUCUUGCAGCUGAUUAAGUCCCAGAAGGUCCCCAACAAGCUGAUGAUAACGGUGGAAACAGAAAAGGAGAAAACACAGAAGAAGGAAUAUAUCUUUGCAGAUUCCAAGAAGCGGGAAGGGUUCUGCCAGCUCCUUCAGCAGAUGAAGAACAAACAUUCAGACAAAUCAGAGCCUGACAUGAUCACCAUCUUCAUAGGCACCUGGAAUAUGGGAAACGCCAACCCUCCUUCUCAGAUUAAUUCGUGGUUCCUGUCGAAGGGUCAAGGGAAGACCCGCGACGACACUGCCGACUACAUCCCACACGACAUCUACGUGAUUGGAACACAGGAGGACCAGCUGGGAGAGAGGGAGUGGAUGGAUAUUUUAAAAAACGCUCUAAUGAAUAUCACCAACAUCGCCUUCAAACCGAUAGCUAUCCAUACCCUCUGGAAUAUCCGUAUCGCUGUCCUGGCAAGACCUGAACACGAGAACCGGAUCAGCCAUGUGUGCCAGAGCAGUGUGAAGACGGGCAUCGCCAAUGCACUCGGUAACAAAGGAGCAGUGGGUGUGUCCUUCAUGUUCAAUGGGACCUCGUUUGGCUUUGUUAACAGUCAUCUGACCUCUGGCAGUGAGAAGAAGGUCAGACGAAAUCAGAACUACAUGAGUAUUCUGCGAUUUCUUAACCUCGGCGAUAAGAAGCUGAAUCCUUUUGACAUCACCCAUCGAUUCACUCACCUCUUCUGGCUGGGAGAUCUGAACUAUCGCAUUGAAAUGCCCUCCACGGAGGCUGAGAACAUUGUGACAACGAUCAAACAGCAGCAGCACCAGGAACUGCUGUGCAAGGACCAACUCAACAUAGAGAGGAAUGAGAGGAAGGUCUUCCUCUACUUUGAGGAAGAAGACAUCACAUUUGCUCCCACUUAUCGCUAUGAGCGACAUACUCAUGAAAGAUAUGUCUAUACCAAGGCCAAGGCCACUGGGACAAAGUACAACCUUCCUUCUUGGUGUGACCGGGUGCUCUGGAAGUCCUAUCCCAUGGUGCAUGUGGUUUGUCAGUCUUACGGAUGUACCUCUGAUAUCAUGACCAGCGAUCACUGCCCAGUCUUUGCUACAUUUGAGGUUGGGGUUACAUCACAGUUUGUCUCCAAAAAUGAUCCCGACAACACAGACGCUCCGGGUGGGAUCAAGUUUAUGAAUUGCGUAGCGAUUCUCAAGACCAAGUCCAAGACCAGAUUCUUCAUUGAAUUCCACUCUAGCUGUUUGGAGAAUUUUGUAAAGAGUACAGAGGGGGAGAACAAGGAACAUCAGGAGGGGUCACUGAAGGUGCGAUUCGGAACACCCUCAGAGCUGACUCCAAUCAUUUCCGACCCGGAGUACUUGCUGGACCAGCACAUCCUGAUCAGUGUGAAAUCCACGGACUGUGACGAGUCCUAUGGCGAAGGCUGUGUGGCACUCAGGUGUGCUGAAUUCUGCACCUCUGAUUUCUCCACCCCCCUGACCCACCAUGGGGAACACACUGGGGACUUCAACGGGACCAUCCAGCUGCGCACCUCCAAGGGCAAGCAGAGAGAGAAGCUCUACGACUUUGUGAAGAUUGAGGGGGAUGAUGCUGCUGUGCAGAAGCUGAGGACUGUGAUGCGUGAAUCAACAUGUGGCCCUGAACACGGAGCUAUGAAGUUGCCUCACUUGUCUCCGACAGACAUCAGCAACCCCAGUUACAUGGGGAUUGGUCUGAAAGCAGGCGGUUCUCCAGACCUGCAGCCCCCCGGUUCCUGGAACUACGACCAGCCACCCAAACAGAGCCCCCCCGGCAUAGGAGGGCACAGCGACCCCCCCCCACCCUCCCGAUCCCCGCUGUCUCCCAAGAAGACUGGUCAGACGCAGCCGAGCCACUGUCAAACAGGCAAACCUGGAGAGCACUUUGCUCAGCAGUCUGUCCAGACUCCAGAUGAUGGGAAGCCACCUGAGAUGUUUGACAACCCCCUGUAUGGCUCCAUGGGGCAUAAGCAAAAAACGGGUGGCUGGAAGGAUCAGGAUGCCCCCUGGGCCAACCGCAAGGUGCUGGCCCUCCCUGAUGCCCACUUCUUCCCCAAGAACCAGGAAGAGCCCCCAGUCCCAAUCCCCCGCAUCCGCUCCUUCACAUGUUCAGAGACGAAGGGAGCCGCCCCCUCCACCCUCCAGCCCCCCUGCAUCGCCAAGAAGCCAGUGGUCCCGUCCCGCUCAGAUGUGGGCAUGUUGACCUACCCCCGGCCUCCCCUGCCAGCCAAGAGUCGAGCAGGUCCAGCGGAACCCCCACUUACCAAACCGAGGGACUACCGGGACAGCUCUGAGUUUCCAAAUAAUAAAGGCAAGCCACGUGGGAUAGACGGCCCUCCAAUGAGACCAAGCCAGCCUGUCAGCAAAGAAGUGAACCAGGAGGCAGUCCCAGGUGCCAAGAAGGGGCGCCCUGUUAGAUGAUCUGCUGAUUCUUCGCUCCUGUUGGAAUAAGAGGGCUAGCUGCUUUCCCUCUCCCCAUGAACAGGGUAUUAAACUGGGCAGUGCCCCACAGAUCGCUCUUGCACAGUAGUAUACAAGGACUUGAAUUGACUGAGGAAUGUCUGCAGUGUGUCCUUCCAUUAAGACCACAAGCUAAACCCAAGCGACUGCAAUGCAUGUACGCUCACAGACAUCUGCUUUGGAUUUGAAUGGAACAGAAGAUUUUUAGUAUUAUUAUCAAGGAGCAGGGGUUGAAACUAACGUGAGUCCAGAAGCUCAGGGUUACUGACAUUUCAGCGCAAGUAAGUGUUACUGAACAUGCCGUGGAGUUUAAAAUCAAACACAUUACUACCUGUCCAUGUUGGACGUAUCACUAGCAUACCCUUUUCAAACUAACUCCAAUUAUUUUGAUAUUUUCAUUAAAAAAAUCUUGGUCAUAAAUCGGUGUUGACCACUUAUUUCCAUAUGGUAUUGGAUGUAAGCCUGUCUAUAUAAAUAUCACUGAAUCUGCUGGGUCACCCAGACGUAAUCAGAAAUGUUCAUAGCAGCUAGCAAGUUAGUUACUUUAAUUGGGAGUGUGAGCCAGUUUCUCAAUAUGCAUGAUAACAUGCGUAGCUUAGCUGUAUAUUUCUUUUUAAAUCAAUCACCUUUCAAUGAUAAUAAAUCACUUACCUUUUUUAAGAACUCGGUUCUUUUUGUGCUGACUUGAAUUCUGCAUUGAAACACCAUCAAACCUGUUAAUCUCUGCCCACUGUACCCCCACCUACUCAACCAGUCACUGUUUAAAUACACAAUCAACAGCUUGCAUGAUUUUUCAAUGAAGAACCCAUGUCAGCGCAAAUCAAAUGUGUGUGUGUGUGUCUAUCUCUCUCUCUCUCUCUCUCUCUCUCUCUCUCUCUCUCUCUCUCUCUCUCUCUAUAUAUAUAUAUAGAUAUAUAUAUAUAUAUAUAUAUAUUACAGCAUUUUGGACAGUGCUAAAAAUUAAUACUGAGCUUCUAAUAUGAAAAAUCUUCUUGUUUUACCCAAAUUAUGUAUUAGUCACUCACUCAAUAAUAGUUUUGAAUGGCAUUUUAUACCAAAUACAAUACAAAUGCAUGUUAUUUUUAGCUGUUCAGAAUGUUUGCAGCUGGUGUUGUAGGGAAAGAAUGGUCAUAUUUUGAUGUAAAUUCCUGGACCUGUCUACAGCACAGCCAGCACAACACCAGAGGGGCAGAUGAAACAAAAACAAAACAUAGAACUGGCUGGCUGUGUUUCUGAUUGAAGUCUGGAUGAUAGUUUAUAUCCAUAGGGAAUAUGUUUUAUUAUAAACACUGUAGCAUGUUCAGUAAUGUUUUAACAUUGUCUCCCUGUUUCUGGGACCCAUUAUACUUGAAAUGACUUUUAACAGGGAUAAACAACCAUUAUUUUGCUGAUCUGUUUGACUACUGUUUUUACAGAGGAUAUUUUAUGAUGUAAUUUGCGGCUUCUUGAUACAAAAUAUAGUUUCAACCCGGCACCAGAGUGAUUUAUUGGGCACCUGUAAAUAUUUCAGUUAGCCAAGACAAAUGUUUUAAAUGAUUUCAAAUAGUUUGGGUGAAGGCAUUCAUUAACAUUGAUUGCAUUUUGGUGCCUUUAACCUGUCUCUAUGCAACGUUAGUCAAAAAGCCUGAACUGUCCCAGUGAACAUGGAGUCAUACAGUCACCCCACUGGCAGGGAAAGGAAGGUCACAGAAAAAUCUAAAUGAUGCUGGUGGUGAAGGUAAUUAUCAGCCAAAAUAAAAUAAAAUAAUAAUAAAAAGUUUGUGAAAUGCUUUAUUGUCAUUAAGGCUAUUGUUUAGAUCGAUGUGCACAAAUAAUUGGCUUUUUUAUUGUAUACAUUUCUAUAUAUUUUUUUAAAUGUCAUAUUGUUUAUGUUAUAUGUCUGUGUUAUGCUGUUUGUUUUUGCCUUCACGGAUAAUAAUGGGUUAAACAUGUUUGACGAGGUCAGACUGGCCCCAAACCAGAGUAUUCAGAAAAUAUUGAAUUCUCAUUGGCCACUCUGUAUAACAUCAGUUAUCUUUUAACGACCUGUGAGACACACAGGACUUAACCUAGCUCACGGUAACCCUAGUGAUAUCUCACUGGCCACAGUAAAAACUACUGUUAAAAAAAGCGAACUGGGUGUAUUGAGCUGAUUGUAACUGUAGGAGCCCAGCUACAGUCUGCCAGGGUGAAAAAUUACCAUCUUGACAUAUCAUCAUGAGUAAUGAAGUGCUGUAUCAUGAUAUUUCCAUAUACUUUUUAAAAAUAUAUAUAAUAACACAAACAGACUGUAAUAUUGGAUUCACGCUCUGUCUUCUCGUCUGCUCUUUUCAAUUUCUUCCCUCUGUUCUAAUUUCUCAGUCUAUUCUUUGAAGCACUUUGAUUGCAGCGAUGGAAUCUCUGCUCCAAGGUUGCAGGCUUACGGUACGAAGUAGGGAAUCAUAAACAUGAAGUCUGUGUUGUUUUUCAGGCUUUAACACUAUAACAUGAGCUAUGGUUAUCUUUUAAAAUGAGUUCUACUUUUUCAAAUAGUAUAUUUGCCGGGACGUGAAAAAGGGACAUCAGAAAAAUAACUUUGAAAUACAUCUUCAGCAAGUUUUGCAAUCCUAUAAAUACAAAAAUUACUAUACCGUCUAAAUGCAGGAUACUAACCUUAAUACAGUAUAUCUAAAUAAUUACCCAAUGAGAGGGUAAUAUUUCAGUAUUUUAAACUUGAAUUUUUGCUUAUCUGUUAACAAAUCUUUUUUGCUGUUUGGUGUCUUUGACAUUACAUUUAAGGUUCCUCUUUAUCUGUCCCAAAGUUAUGUGAUAUAUUAGUUUCAUUAUUUUUUAUAAAUAAUCUCCUUCUGAAUCUGUGUAUGCACAAUGAUUUUCAAAUUCAUUCCUUGUGCUACUUACCAGCACACAAGAAAUGUUAAACAACCCCUGGAUUAGACUGAAACGAUUUAGAGAAAUUAUGUGGCAUAGAAUAUAGCUUGAAUAUGUCUCUCCUUGAAGUACAGCAAGGCAGGAUUUGCCUCAGACUAUCUUAUCUGUGAGGACUUUAUAUGAUAAUGGUUGCUACUUGUCUCCAGCUCUUUUGGCAAUACAGUACUGGCAGUAACAUAUAACCUCACUUCCUGUAAGAACACCAGACAGGCUAUUAUAUUGCUGACUCCUGGAAAGGGUUCAACUUUUAAAUUCGAGAAGGUGUCUUUGAGAAGCUCUGAUGAAGGAAAUCUAGUAUCUAGUUUUGUGUUGUAGAUGCUAAAAGCACAGAAUCAGGUGAUACUGGCUGCAUUUACCUGCAUUUCAACAUUUCAGUGUUUUUGAAUGUAAUUUUUUUUUCAUUGUUCAGGAGAGUUGUAGUAUGUUUUUUUUUUUUACUUGUUUUCUUGUGUGUGUGUUUUAUGAAACAUAAACAUCUGUACAUCACACAGUACACAAUAAAAUAUUAUUUGCUUCUA